UACAUAUCGAUUCGCCACCACACCGCCCCUGUUUCCCACCCGCCACUUCCGAUCUCUCCCGUUCCCUCUCUGCUCGCCACGCGCCGCACCAAGCCACAUGGCUCCUGCCACGGCCGCCGCCGCCGCGGUCACUAGCCUCCUCCCCGCCGCGGCCUCGCGGCUCCCCUCGGCCGCCGCCGCCUCCUCCUCCUCCUUCGUGCGGCUCCCGCACCUCUCGACGGCUUGGUCUGGGGCCUCCGUCGCGGCGCCGCGGACGCGCAGGCGGGCGCCCGGCGUCGCCUACGCUACCGCAGCCACCGAAAAGAGCAUCUACGACUUCACCGUUAAGGACAUUGAUGGAAAAGAUGUUCCUCUUAGCAAGUUCAAGGGAAAGGUUUUGCUAAUUGUUAAUGUUGCUUCUCAAUGUGGGCUGACAACAGCAAACUACACUGAACUAUCUCAUCUCUAUGAGAAGUAUAAGACUCAAGGGUUUGAGAUUCUGGCAUUUCCAUGCAACCAAUUUGGUGCACAAGAACCUGGAUCAAAUCCACAGAUAAAGCAGUUUGCAUGUACAAGGUUUAAAGCCGAAUUCCCGAUUUUUGACAAGGUUGAUGUCAAUGGACCUAAUACAGCCCCUAUUUAUAAGUUUUUGAAGUCUAGUGCUGGAGGAUUUUUGGGUGAUUUAGUCAAGUGGAACUUUGAGAAGUUCUUAGUGGACAAAAAUGGCAAAGUUGUGGAGAGAUAUCCACCUACAACUUCACCGUUCCAGAUUGAGAAGGACAUCCAGAAACUCGUUGCGGCAUAAGUAAUUCCAAGUCUCUCUUCAGUUGAGUAUCUGUAUAUAGGCUAUAUAGGCCUUGUCUUAAGUCGAAAGUUCUACGUAAUUAUAUUUUUUUCUGUAAUGUAUUAUUUCUUAUCUUGUAAAAUAAUUCAAUGAUUAUCUAUACGUACAUAUAGAUGUAACAUGAGACUAUAUUAGUCUUUAGACUAUCAAAUAUGGAGUUCAUUCCCCUAA
Messenger RNA from Phragmites australis (common reed), 994 nucleotides. RefSeq names its product putative glutathione peroxidase 7, chloroplastic. The transcript has 6 exons. Bases 98 to 784 code for a protein of 228 amino acids. The record is from RefSeq and is a predicted model, not a curated record. Gene Ontology annotation, biological process: response to oxidative stress. NCBI's taxonomy places the organism in Eukaryota, Viridiplantae, Streptophyta, Magnoliopsida, Poales, Poaceae. Gene Ontology annotation, molecular function: glutathione peroxidase activity.